GGGGCCGCCGGAGCGAGCGGGGCGGGCCGGGCCGCGGGGACCCUGCCGGGCAGCCCAGGUCCUCGGUCCCCAGCACCGCGGGCCUCGUCGUGACCGCUCUCGGCAGGGCCCCCGAGGCGGGGACGGUGUCUGGACGCGGUGACGGCGCCCGUCCCUGGACGGGAGCCGCGCCCGAAGUCUACAGUGUCCCGAUGAAACACUGGACAGAAGCUUCUGUCGUGCGCCUUGAGGCCAGCAGUGGAAGCAAGCACUGCUGUCUAGUUUCUUAGAGCGGCUCCGCAGUCCCUGAGCCCUGGAGACCCCACAGCUCUAGGUUUCCACAUCCCCACUUCUACCCUCUGCGCUAAUUGAAUGCAGAAACUGUACCCUUGCCUAAAAACUGAAAGGACCAAUUCAAAUUCUUCCACCAGUUUCAGAUGGAAUUGAAGCAAAAUAACCAUUUACAGAGUAUCUUCUGCAUGAAAGGGCCCAUUCGGAUACUUUAGAAAGGUGAUCUCAUAAACAUAACCCUGCAAGGAGCGUGACUACACCUGUUUCAAGUGGAAGAAUUAAAGGAAUGUGAUAUGAUGAUAUAACUUGAUAUACCCAAGUAGCAAGUUUGCCUGACUCAGCAUGUCAAAAAACAAGGGUCAUUCAUCUAAACAAGAUAACUUAGCAGUCACUGCAGUUGCUUUACAAGAUCACAUUUUACAAGAUCUUCAACUUCGAAAUCUUUCAAUAGCAGAACAUUCUAAGACAAAGGUACAAAAGAGAGAGAACAGAUCCAAAUCUCUAAAAAGAAAUACAAAAGCAGUAAUAGAUACUGGACUUAAAAAAACUAUACAAGGCCCUAGAGUGGAAGAUCCAGAAAAAGAAUAUGUUCUUGAUCCAAGACCACCACCAUUAACUUUAGCACAGAAGCUGGGCCUGUUUGAACCUCCCCCACCGCCACUAUCCUCAGAUGAAUGGGAAAAUGUAAAACAAAGAUCCAUCCGGCAAGGGGACUCUGUGCAGCCAUGCCCAAUAUGCAAAGAAGAAUUUGAACUUCGCCCCCAGGUGCUGCUUUCAUGUUCACAUGUGUUUCACAGAGCAUGCCUCCAGGCUUUUGAGAAGUUCACAAAUAAAAAAACCUGCCCUCUCUGCAGAAAGAACCAGUAUCAAACCAGAGUGAUUCACGACGGAGCCCGGCUAUUCAAAAUAAAGUGUGCAACAAGGGUCCAAGCCUGCUGGAGGGCACACGUGGUCAGAAAGUGGUACCAAGACCUGAGGAGAAAGGUUCCUCCCACAGAUGCCAAGUUGAGGCGAAAAUUCUUUGAAGAAAAGUUCACAGAGAUCAAUCACCGCAUACUGUGCUCCUACAACACAGACAUAGAGGACCUCUUCUGGGAAAUCGACCACUGCCUGGCCACAAACCGAAGUGUUCUUCAGCAGCUGGAGGACAGGUGUGGCCGUGAGCUCACAGAAGACGACUGGGAGAAGAUCCAGAUCCAGGCUCUGCACCCGGAGACCUCUGAGUGCCCCAUCUGCCUCACCCCGCUGCCAGCCAGCAGUGACGGUCACCAGGACCCAUGGGAGACGCGCUGCAGCCAGGCUUCCCGGGAGAGAGCCCUCCUGCCCUGCUCACACGUGUUCCACCACACGUGUCUUCUUGCUCUGGAGGAGUUCUCACUGGGGGACAGCUCUCCUUUCCAUGCUUGUCCCCUCUGCCGCUCUGGCUAUCAAAAGAAAAUUCUCAAAUGUUGAAUUCACAGUCAGGAAAAAUUCUAUCAUUCCCGGGCGGUGGUGGGGGGCGGAUUUACCUCAAUUUUGUACCAGCUGUAUGAGUUUGGGGUUAAGUGCUACAGUGUAAUCUGCUCUCCAAUGAAAUAUACUCUUAGUUGUACAUAGGAACCCUAAAUAUAUUUUAAAAGCUGACAACCCAUCCAGUUUUAGUUUUUAGUUUAUAAAAAUUUUUAAAUUGAUGAGUUUAAUCAGUUGAAAUAAGUGAGGAAUGGAUAAAAACUUGAGUUUCAGAGGUUCUGUAAUUUAGUGACUUGCUAUGCUUCCAGCUCAUCAGUUGGGAUUGCUCCAAACAGCAGGAUCACGCUCUUUCGCGGUCGUCGGAUUAACUGGCCUCUUUCCACGCGGUCCUAACUGGCAGCUGGGGGACCUGCCAGGACGGUCACAGCACACUGUUGCCAUGCUCCCCCGGGUACACGCUUACCUAGAUGUACCUGGUGUCUGACCAACAAGCUGGUAACCUAAAAACAGUCUUCAAGUUGUCUUGGGCCCUCUGCCAUUCCUAACAUUUGUUUUGUACUAAUUGCUUUAUUUCUAUGGGAUAAAUUACUAUUAUACUUCAGCACUUCAAAUAUGUAAACCCAAAGUAUAAAAAUAAAAUAUUCAGUGGUAUUCAACAUCA
Molecule: messenger RNA, 2380 nt
Organism: Callorhinus ursinus (northern fur seal)
Lineage: Eukaryota; Metazoa; Chordata; Mammalia; Carnivora; Otariidae
Gene: RNF32
Product: ring finger protein 32
Molecular function (GO): protein binding
Source: RefSeq, a predicted model, not a curated record